Molecule: messenger RNA, 1068 nt
Organism: Fusarium poae
Lineage: Eukaryota; Fungi; Ascomycota; Sordariomycetes; Hypocreales; Nectriaceae
Exons: 1
Coding region: 1-1068 (355 amino acids)
Cellular component (GO): mitochondrion
Molecular function (GO): GTP binding
Source: RefSeq, a predicted model, not a curated record
AUGCAAAGAAUUAAGAGCCCACCACUAGAUUCUGAUUCAAACGAUUGGGAGCCGGUAGGCCCUGGUACUCCAGAAACCAGUACCGCACCCAAUCGUUCCGACGUCCUAAAAGCACAAAAACCGAAACCUACCAAGCCGAAAGGGCCAUUACCAAAAGGAAUCAAACCUCACCAGCAAGUGUUGUUUCAAAGUGAAUCUAUAUGCUUCAAGAAAGGCCUAGAAUCGCCAGUCGAUGUGCCUAAAGAAGACAAACCCCCUCUUGCAGCAGCCGGGAAGUUCUUCGAAGAGGACUGCCAGAUACUCUAUUCUGCUGAAUCCCUGUAUCACCACCCUCAAAACGACCAUGUCCCAGAAAUCGUGGUCCUAGGAGCCUCCAAUGCCGGCAAAUCAUCUUUCCUCAACGCCCUCACUGGUGGCGAAGAUAUCGCCAAAGUUAGCCACAAGCCAGGCAAAACCACCACAAUGAAUGCCUAUGGUACAGGGCCAAGGCCGAAAAUUGCCAAAGAGCUUGUUCGCAAGGGAGAUGUGCCGCCGAAACACAGCCUUAUCCUUAUGGAUACACCAGGCUAUGGCUUCAGAAGUCAAGAAGAUUGGGGGAAGACCAUCCUGAAGUAUCUGAAUGUCAGAAAAAUGCUUCGUGGCGCAGUACUUUUGAUGCCAGCCGACAAAAAGCUCCAAGAAACAGACAGAUGGAUGUUAAGAACUCUAGCUCGAUCAAAUACUCGAACUUUGAUUGUCAUCACCAAAGCCGACAAGCCCGGAGAGAGAUGGCAAGAAGCAUGUCGCAACCUCCACGACCAGAUUCAAGACAUCAUAGGCGGGCUUUCAGCUCAUUCAGCUCCAAGCUGGAGGGAAGGGUCUAGCCGUGUACUCGGCGUCUAUGCCACAGCUUCCAAAAUAGCCUUCGUAUCUCGCCGUCUGGGCAAUGGUGGAGGCAUUGGAGGUGUAAGACUGGCAGUUUUGGAAAUGGCUGGCUUCUCUCUAGGCGAGAAAAUCGAGAAGCAAGCUGAGACGAAGGCUUAUUCUGGGAAGGUUGUAUCUUUUGACGAUAUUGUUUGGAAGUCCUGA